Molecule: messenger RNA, 1236 nt
Organism: Penicillium concentricum
Lineage: Eukaryota; Fungi; Ascomycota; Eurotiomycetes; Eurotiales; Aspergillaceae
Product: Zn(II)2Cys6 transcription factor domain-containing protein
Exons: 2
Coding region: 1-1236 (411 amino acids)
Biological process (GO): regulation of transcription by RNA polymerase II
Molecular function (GO): DNA-binding transcription activator activity, RNA polymerase II-specific; zinc ion binding
Source: RefSeq, a predicted model, not a curated record
AUGGACACAUUACCUCCAGGCCGCCGUUCGCACCGGAAAUCGCGAUCAGGAUGCUUACAAUGCAAAAAGCGAAAGGUCAAGUGCGAUGAGAGCCAGCCACGUUGUCGGAACUGCGAGAAGCACGGGGUUGUUUGUUCCUUCGCCUGUCCCUCAACCGCGCUUUCUCCACCCCAGGCGGACCCAGCAGAGUCACCUGUGUCGCUAUCUGGCCCAGAUAGCACCGGACCUGGAAAAAUUCGUGCCCCAGUACCUGGAAUCUCACAAGUUUUACCAAGUCUGUCCUCAUUAGGACCAUUCCCUUCCACAUUGGCUGUUUUUGACCUGGAACUGUUGCACCACUGGACAACGUCAACCUGCUACACACUAUCGCGAAGCCCCGCUGUGCAGACCGUUUGGUGCAAUGAAGCACCCCGAAUUGGCUUUGCAACGCCUCCAGUGUUGCACACCUUGCUAGCACUUUCUGCGCUACAUCUAGCUCGCUCUGAUGAAGCGCGACGCGCAACAUGUCUUGCUCACGCACAGAUGCACCACAGCACCGCCGUGAGAGAGAUGAUCCCGCUCGUUUCACCUCUUGCGCGAGACAAUGGUGCAGCACUUUUUAUUUUCUCCUCUCUGACGUGCAUGUUCUCUUGCGCCAAGCCAUCGGAAGAAGGCGAUUUCCUGGUUCUCUUUGAGCGUGGGAAUCUAUCAGAGUGGGCCCGUCUUUUCCGAGGGACAACAACUGUUAUUCAUACCGGCGGUGAGGAUCUUCGUACCGGGAGGCUGGCACCUAUCUUCACAAACGGAUCUUAUCUAGCUGCUGCCCAUCGCUCGCCACAUGCCCUUGAGCAAGGCAAGCCUCAUGUUUGGGAAUUGCAACAAAUGAUAUGGAGAGAAUGCGCAGCUGACCCGUCACUUCGAGUUAUCUAUCAAGAGGCUUUAGAUGAACUAGCCCGCACAUUGGGUCUAGCCAUAAGGCCUGGAAUCAUGCGGAGACUCGAGAGCGCAGAUGUCUUUCGGUGGCUGCUUGAUGUCUCAGAUCAAUAUUUAAACCUCUUGUGCCAGGAAGCACCGAUUGCACUCGUUAUAUUUGCUCAUUGGUGCGCAUCUAUUCGUCAGAUCGAGUGGAUGUGGUGGAUGGAAGGUCUAAGCUCGCGCCUUAUGACACAACUAUAUUCUGUGUUGGAUCCAAAAUAUCGAGAUUGGCUUUUGUGGCCACAGGAGAUUAUUAAUGGGAGCCAUGAACAGUUAAGUUAA